Molecule: messenger RNA, 1896 nt
Organism: Hyla sarda
Lineage: Eukaryota; Metazoa; Chordata; Amphibia; Anura; Hylidae
Exons: 8
Coding region: 1-1896 (631 amino acids)
Source: RefSeq, a predicted model, not a curated record
AUGGCAGCCUUGUCACUUAUACCACAAUCAUUCAACGGACGAUGUACAAUACAGAAUAUCAAUGUGACUGCAUUAUCCCUCUAUAUCUUAUAUAUUAUACUUUGCUUACAUGCAGGUGCAGCACUGGAGAUCUUUGUUCCUCCCACAUAUCAGGUUAGGGUGGGCUCUUCUGCUCUGAUUCCCUGUACAUAUACAGUAGGGAGCCAUCCUGUGGAUCCCACAUAUUUUGCAGCUUUUUGGCACUUUCAGGGAAAACAAAUCCUGAGUUAUGACGAUCAAGUAAGAACAAUCGAUUCCAGAUAUUCAAUAAACACAGAGAGAGUAUUAAAUGGAAUAGUGGAUCUUUCUAUAUCUAAAAUAACAAUAUCAGAUGCCGGUGUCUACACCUGUUCAGUGCUCUACAGCCCGACACAGAAGAAGAAGGGGAUCAAUGUGGAUGUUGAAGCUCCUCCGCGGAUUGUGAUGACCAAUAAAACUGUUGGUGUAAAUGAAGAGAGUGUUCUGAGCUGCUCCAUCACUGGAUUCUACCCUGAGGACGUUACUAUUACAUGGUUAAGGGGCACAGAGAUCCUGGGACAUGUCACUAUGGAUGGACCCCGGAGUAAUUCAGAUGGAACCUUCAGUGUGGACAGUUCAGUGACCAUAACACCCACCGAGGAGGACAGAGCGCGAGACUUCUCAUGUAGAGUCCAACAUGAAUCUCUUAAGGAGCCUCUCCAGAUAGAUUUUAAGCUGAGAUAUAGAGAAACAAAGUCGGUGAAUCAGACCCUUUAUAUCAUUAUUAUAGUUAUUCUCGUGGUUGUCGUCAUUCUGGCUAUGGUCAUCCUGGCUAUAAUAUAUCACAAACAUAAAAGAAGAAGACAGGACAAUAGAAAUACUCAAAUGCCACUCACCAGUGCAAAGAACGAUGACCCGGAGACUGGUGAAGGUCAACCUAAGCCUGUAGAGAUAAAAGCAGAGCCAAGUUUUUCCCUACAGCAAACCACUCAGAAUUUUGUCAUGGGUAGCUGCCAACCUUCCCCAAUUUGCUGGGACUCUUCUGGCAAAUUAUUGUCCAGGGCACUUACUGGACAGGACAAUAGAAAUACUCAAAUGCCACUCACCAGUGCAAAGAACGAUGACCCGGAGACUGCACACAAAAAAGAACCAAAAAUUCCAGAAAAAAAGAUACCACAAAAUCAAAUAAAAGCGAGUAAUCAGAAUAUGACACCAAGAAAAACGUCUUUAGAGUAUAAAAAUGUAGAAGAGGAGACAUUCACACCAGUCAAAGAAAGAGUUAGCAUAAUCGAAAACAACUUGAAAGCUCAAGGGCAGAUUCAUGAACCAUUGGCUGAACAAAAAGCCGAUCAACAGGGAGAAUACGAUAACCCUAUGAAAAUCCAAAAAUCGCCACAAUUUGGAAAUCAAAAGGAGAUAAAGCACAGCAAUAGCAAAGAAGAUAAUAAACUGUCUGGAGAAGAAGAGACCGAAGAACAUUCACUGUCCACUAAUCCACUUGAUGAAAAAGAGAUCGAUACAUCUGGGGAAAGGUCUAAAAGGGAAGACGAAGAAGAAGUGAAUCAAGAGAAGGAAGACAAUGAAAAACCUUCAGAACUUAUCGAUACCUCAUCUUCUAAAGACGAAACAGAAGUAGAAGAAGACUUUCUGAAGAUGAGGGGAAUGGAUAGCAGUGGUUUCUGUUCCAUUGAGGAAUCUCCGGAUGACCAUGACAAUGAAGAGACUUUGCUGAUGAGCAAUAAUCUGGAAAAAAGAUUAAGAGACCAUUCUACUAGUGAAAUCGUGAGAGGGAAUAGUGACCGUAAUCUCACCCAACAGUUAUCUAAUGAUGAUGGCUUCCAGGAAAGGCUUUUUUUUUUAGAUACUGAAAGUGAAAGAGUAACAGUGGACUUUACAUGA